Molecule: messenger RNA, 1125 nt
Organism: Vanrija pseudolonga
Lineage: Eukaryota; Fungi; Basidiomycota; Tremellomycetes; Trichosporonales; Trichosporonaceae
Exons: 1
Coding region: 1-1125 (374 amino acids)
Source: RefSeq, a predicted model, not a curated record
AUGUCCCAGCCCGUCCCAGCCCUCCCAGCCGAAGUCGUAAACCUUAUCGUCUCCUUCGCCCUCGCUCAGGGCUAUCGUCCCGACUCGCCUCUCCCAGCGCUCCGCCAAACGAGCAGAGCGUACCACCGACUCGUCAACGCAAGUCUCUACUCGCACGUCGAGAUCGCGCAGUCGCUCGCGCCGUUGACAGCGGGCACGGUCGAGGUGGACGUCAUCUCGCCCGCUGGCGUCGAGCUGAGCCCCAAACGGCGCCGCCGGCUCAUCGGCGGGCGAUACACCGUGCUCCGUGGGCCCGGGGGCGCGCGCCUGCCCGGCCUCGACUGGAACGGAGGCGACGGCGCACGCGAGGCAUGUAUCCAGCGCAUGGUGCAGUACACGCGCGCAAUCGACUACGUCCACACCGACACGCUCAAGACGCUCACCAAGCACUUCUUCCCCCUCGAGCACGCGCUGCCGAGCCUCACGACAUACCGCCGCAAGGGGCGCACGCCGAGCGGGUCGAUGAAUAACCCGCUACUUGGGACAGUGGUCACGUUCCUCGACUGCCCCUCGGAGCCGGUCUACGAGGGCGACGACUACGCCAUGAUGGGCGAGGACUCGGCCGCCGACACGGCGUACCUCCACAACCUGGAGGCGGGAUGCGACGUCCUCUACGCCGACAGUCUCGCGCCCAGCGUCCACACGGCUGUCUUCAACAUCACCUUCAAGACCGAGUGCGUGCCCCCCACGGCCAUGUGGCUCGGCAAGUGUCGCGGCCUUGCCAAGGUUGUCUUCAUCCUCGACACGUUUGACUGCGUGUCCGAGCAUGUGUGGGACUACCCGCUCGGCGUGCUCGCCUACCUCGUCACGGCCGUCGCCAAGGCGCGGACAGCAAUGGAGGUGGUCUUCGUGCUCAACGACCUCGGCAACGAGUGGCUAGGCAAGAUUGAGCUCCCGGUUGGCGCGGAGGAGCGGCGAGAGGCGCUGCGCGCCGCUAUCGUCGCCGAGAUCGCUGCUGAGCGGGCAGAGGACGACACGACGCCCAUGUCGAGCGUCACCGUCUGUUCGCCCGAGUCGUUCCGAGCGACGCAGACGCCAGAGUUCUACGACCUCUGUACCCUGCCGUGCUCGUCGUCGCUGCUGUGA